Messenger RNA from Astyanax mexicanus (Mexican tetra), 1148 nucleotides. It is a transcript of the gene cfd, whose product is annotated as complement factor D (adipsin). Gene Ontology annotation, molecular function: serine-type endopeptidase activity. Bases 95 to 835 code for a protein of 246 amino acids. Lineage: Eukaryota; Metazoa; Chordata; Actinopteri; Characiformes; Acestrorhamphidae. Gene Ontology annotation, biological process: proteolysis. The transcript has 5 exons. The record is from RefSeq and is a predicted model, not a curated record.
GCUUGGCACCCACCCCAUCCCCAGCCCCAACCUACUGUAUAUAAACUGAAGAAGGUCUCUGGUCUCCAGAGUAGGCAGAAAGCAGCUUUUCAUCAUGGGUUUUCUGCGGCUGUUUUUUACCUCAGCUUUACUCUAUGCAUCACUACUACCUGGGGACUGCAUCACAGGAGGUAAGGAGGCUAAAGCACACUCUCGCCCCUACAUGGCCUCGCUGCAACUGGGAGGCAAACACCAGUGUGGUGGAUUUCUGAUCUCCAGCCAGUGGCUCAUGAGCGCUGCCCACUGCUUCCAGGACGACACAGGUUUUAAGGUGGUGUUAGGAGCUCAUUCAGUAUCUCAGCCAGAGGACACCAAACAAACCUUCGACAUCGCCGCCUACUAUCCUCAUCCUGAUUUCAGCACAGAGAACUAUGACAAUGACAUUGUUUUGGUGAAGCUUAAUCAGCCAGUCACAGAAACUGCUGCGGUGAAGCCAGUGAAGUUCCAGCAGGCUGGUGGGACUGACCCUGCAACUAAUGCAGAAGUGGACACUGCAGGAUGGGGUGCCAACAGCUGGGGCCAGAGGCUAGAUCAACUGCAGGAGCUGACCAUUACCAUGUUGCCCAGACAUCGCUGUAACAGCUAUGGUGUGGCCUUCACAGACAACAUGUUCUGUUCCGCCAAACCACGCAUGGACACCUGUGAUGGUGAUUCUGGUGGUCCUCUGCUCUACAAUGGUAUUGCAGUGGGGAUAACUUCAAAUGGAGGAAGGAGCUGUGGUUCCACCAGGAAGCCUGGACUCUACACUAUCAUUUCUCACUACAGCGACUGGAUCACCAGCACUAUGACCAAAUAGCAUGUCAGCAGAUUUUUUCAUAAAAUGAGCAGAUCUGUUUUUAUUGUGCUAUCUGAAUAAUUCUACGCACAUUAUAUCUCUCACAUUCAAGAGCUUUUCUUAUAACUGUCUUUGUUGUACUGUUGCACAUUUGUUUAAUGAGCUUAUAGUCUGAGUUGAUCUCAGAGUAGAUUUUUUUAUGAACCAAAAUAAAGAAUGCAUUCAUUCUUGGAUAUUUUUAUAUUUUUUCCUUUUUCCAUUAUAUAUAUGUAUUUUCUGUUUGCAUUAUAUAUAUGUAUUUUGCUGCAAUACAUAAUAAAUGUUUAUAAACACA